Molecule: messenger RNA, 9402 nt
Organism: Coffea arabica (coffee)
Lineage: Eukaryota; Viridiplantae; Streptophyta; Magnoliopsida; Gentianales; Rubiaceae
Source: RefSeq, a predicted model, not a curated record
AGCUUCAAAAAACAAUGUCCACCUGAAGAGAAAGGUCUUGAAGGAGCUUACCCAGUUUCAAACUGCAGAAGAGAAAGUAAAUUAUAGCCUGCAGAAAAGAAGAGGAGGGAAGAGAUGUCAAGGAUACAGCAAUGCAAGAGGAAUUAAAUCCAGAAUUAGCUACAGGACUAAAGUUGGAUGAAUUAUCAGAGUCCAUCCGCAAUGCAAGCACAAGUACAAAGUUUCAAGAACCUGAGCCCAUUGACGUCACUCAGACUGUCAAUAAACAGAUAUCACAUGAGGAAAAGGUCAUUGAACAGGCUGACCAAGUAAUCAACUCCAGAGGAACUAGUAAAUUACCACCUUGUGGAAGAAGAGGAAAAUGUCAAGGACACAACAACCGCAGAUGACUUACAGCCUGAGGUAGAUCAGGAGUCAGGGCAAAUGAAAUAUUUGAUACCAAAGAUAAUGCAAGUGAAAGUACAAAGAGUUUGAACCAAAAGAGAAGGGAAGACAAGGUUGUUGACAGACCUCCCAAAGUUUCAACAGCAGAAGCAGCGAAUUAUUGCUCUCCAGACGUUAAGGACGAAGACAAUGUUAAGGACGCAACACUCAGCCAUGAGUUAAAUCCAGAUGUAGAUCAAGGAGAAAAUGACACUAAAGCAUCUGAGACCACUGAAAAUGCAAGUGAAAAUACAAAGUUUGAAGAUUCUGAAACUGUGGAUGCAACUCAGAGUUUCAACCGACAGAUGACAAGGGAAGAGAAGGUUGUUGACGGGCCUCCCAAAGUUUCAACAACAGAAGAAGCGGUGAAUUACUGCUGUGCAGAGGAAGUUAAGGAGGAAGACCACGUCAAGGAUGCAACACUCAGCCAUGAUUUAAAUCCACAUGUAGUUCAAGAAGAAAACGCCACUAAAGAAUCUGAGACCACAGAAAAUGCAAGUGAAAGUACGAAGGUCGAACAACCUCACUGCAUUGAAUUCUCUCAGAAUUUCAAGAAAGACAUUCCACAUGAAGACGAAAUUGUGGAAGGGCUUCACCUGGCUUCAACUAAAGAAGAAAACAGUAAACUACUGCAAUGCAGAAGAAGUUAAGGCAGAAGGCUAUGUCAAGGAAACAGCAACCAGAGAUGAGAUAAAGCAGGAACUGGAUUCCAAGUUGCAAGUAUCUGAAAAUAGAGAAGCAACUCGUGUAAUCAACGCAGACAUGGAAACUCAAGACGAUGUUAUUGAAGGAGCUCAUCAAGUUUCAAUUGUAGAGAAUGUUGGAAAUUAUAGGCCUGCAGAAGAAAGAAAGGAGGACAAUGUCGACAAUGUCGACAAUACAACUGGAGACAAGUUGUCAACAAUAAUAAAGCUUGAAGAAACCACUGGCACUGAUGUGGCUGAAAUUUUGGAGAAAGACAAUCCAAGAAAAGACAAAGUCAAUGAAGAACCUUCCCAAGUUUCAGCUGGAGAGGAACCAGCACUAAUAACCCGACAGAAGGAGGAAAGGAAAGGAAUAUCAAUGAUGCAGGAGCUCAAGAUGAGUUAAAGCCAGAAGUAGCUCCAGGAGUAAAGCUAUAUGAAAUAUACGAAGACGUGAAUGAAAGCAAAAGCACAAAGUUUCAACAACCUGAGCCAAGUGAUACCACUCAGAGUGUCAACAAACAAAUAAAAAGAGAAGAUAAGGUUGUCAAAAUGUCUCCGGACAAAUUACCAGCAGACAAAAUAGUAAAUUAUCAACUUGCAGAGGGAGUAGAGGUAAAGAAUGUCAACGAUAGAACACUGGCAGAUGAAAACCACGAAGCAAAGCCUAAGACAGAAUCAGGAAUGAUGGCAGAUGAAAUAUCUGAAACGCAUUAUGCAAGUGAAAGUACAAAGCUUACAGAAGCCAAGACUGUUGAUGCAACUGAUAGUUUCCAGGAAAAGAUGCCACAGCAAGACAAGGUUGUUACAACUGCAGAACAAACAACUAAUCAAAGCCCUGGACAAGAAGAAAAGGAGGAAAGGAAUCUCAAUGUUACAACAAUCAGCGAUGAGUUAAAGCCUGAAAUAGAUCCAGGAGAAAUAUCUCCGACCGUAGACAAUGCAGAAGUAGGAAAGGAGAAAAGGAAUGUCACAGUUACAACAGCAGAUGAGUCAAAGCCUGAGAGACAUAUAGGACAAAAGUUUGAAGAACCUGAGGUAACAGAUGCAUCUCAGAGAACAAACACACCAAUGUCAAGUGAAGAACAGGUUGUCGAGGGGCCUAUGCAAGUGUCAAUUGAAGUUAAUUAUUGCAAUGCAGAAGAAAGAAAGGAGAAAAGGAAUGGCAUUGAUACAACUGGAGCUGACUUAAAACCAGAAGUAGAUCAAGAAGUGAAGGUAGAUAAAGUAUCAGCAACCACAAGCAAUGCAAGUCAAAGCAAAAAGUUUGAAGGAACUGAGAUAUUUGAUGCUCAGAGCCCCAAAAAACAAAGUCCGCCUGAAGACAAAGGCCUUGAAGGACCUUACCCAGUUUCAACUGCAGAAGAGAAAAUAAAUUAUAGCCCUGCAGAAAAACCAGAGGAGGAAAGAGAUGUCAAUGAUACAGCAAUGCAAGAAGAAUUAAAUCCAGAAUUAGCUCCAGGAAUAAAGUCGGAUGGAUUAUCACAGUCCAUCAGGAAUUUUCAAGAACCUGAGCCCAUUGAUGCCACUGAGACUGUCAACAAAAAGAUACCAAGUAAAGAAAAGGUUGUUGAACAGCAUGACCAAGUAUCAACUCCAGAUGAAAUAUUAAAUUACCACCUUGCAGAAGAUAAGAAAAAGAGUGUCAAGGACACAUCAACUGCAGAUGAAUUACAGCCCAAGUUUGAAGAUCCUGAAACUGUGGAUGCAACUCAGAGUUUAAACCAACUAACGACAAGGGAAGAGAAGGUUGUUCAUGGGCCUCCCAAAGUUUCAACAACAGAAGAAGCAGUGAAUUACUUCUGCAAAGAGGAAGUUAAGGAGGAAAAUGUAAAUGAUGCAACACUCAGCCAUGAUUCAAAUCCACAUGGAGUUCAAGAAGAAAAUGACACUAAAGAAUCUGAGACCACAGAAAAUGCAAGUGAAAGUACAAAGUUCAAACAACCUUGCUGUAUUGAAUUCACUCAGAAUCUCAAGAAAGACAUUCCACAUGAAGACGAAAUUGUGGAAGGGCUACAUCUGUCUUCAACUAAAGAAGAAACAGUAAGCUACCAUGAAAUUGUGGAAGGGCUGCACCCGUCUUCAACUAAAGAAGAAACAGUAAGCUACCGCAACACAGAAGAAGUUAAGGCAGAAAGUUAUGUCAAGGAAACAACAACCAGAUAUGAGUUAAAGCCGGAACGGGAUUCCAAGCUUGAAGACACAAAUGAGACUGACAUGGCUGAAAAUUUGGAGAAAGACAUCCCAAGAAAAGACAAAGUCAACGAAGAACUUUCCCAAGUUUCAGCUGGAGAGGUAUCAGCAAACUAUAAGCCAGCAGGAGGAGGAAAGGAAAGGAAUGUCAAUGAUGCAGCAACUCAAGAUGAGUUAAAGCCAGAAGUAGCUCCAGGAGUCAAGCUAUAUGGACUAUCCGAAGACAUGAAUGAAAGCGAAAGCAAAAAGCUUCAAGAACCUGAGCCAAUUGAUACCACUCAGAGUGUUAGCAAACAAAUAAAAGAAGAAGAUAAGGUUGUUGAAAGGUCUCCGGGCACAUUACCAGCAGACAAAUUAGUAAAUGAUCACCUUGCAGAUGGAGGAGAGGUAAAGCAUGUCAAGGAUAGAACACCGGCAGAUGAAAACCUUGAAGCAAAGCCAAAGACAGAAUCAAGAAUGAUGGCAGAUGAAAUAUCUGAAACGCAUUAUGCAAGUGAAAGUACAAAGCUUACAGAAGCCAAGACUGUUGAUGCAACUGAUAGUUUCCAGGAAGAGCAGACAAAGGAAGGCAAGGUUGUUGAAGGGCCACCCAAAGUUUCAACUGCAGAACAAACAAUUACCGAUAGCCCUGGAGAGGAAGAAAAGGAGGAAAGGAAUCUCAAUGUUACAACCAUCAGUGAUAAGUUAAAGCCUGAACUAGAUCCAGGAGAAAUAUCUCCAACAAUAGACAAUGCAAGUCAAAUUACAAAGUUCAAAGGACCUGAAAUUGUUGAUGUCAGCCCAAGUUUCAAGAAAGAGAUGCCAAGUGAAGAUGAGAUUGUUGAAAGGCCACCCCAAGUUCCCACUCCAGAGGAAUUAGUAAGUUAUAGCCCUGAUGAAGAAGGAAAGACAGAAACAAAUGUCAAGGAAACAACAAACAGAGAUUACUUGAAUCCGGAAGCAGAUCACAAAAUGGAGGAAGAUGAAAUAUCUGAGAGCACAAAUAGUACAAGUAAAACUACAGAGUUUGAACUACCUGAGAACAUAGAAGCAACUAAGGGAGUGAACACACAGAUGCCAAGAGAAGACAAGAUUGGUGAAAGGUCUAUCCAAGUUUCAAUUGCCAAGGUUGUUGGAAGUUUUAGCCAAGAAAUAAAGGACAAGAGUGUUGACAAUGCGACUGGUGAUGAGUCACCAACCAGAAUAAAGCUUGAAGGAUACCAUGUGAAUGAUACAAACCAAAGUUUAGAGAAGGAGAUCACAAGUAAAGACAAAGUUGCUGAACAACCUUUCCAAGUAUCAACUGCAAAGGAACAAGUAAAUGAUAUCCCAGGAGUAGGAAAGGAGGAAAGGAAUGUGACAGAUGCAGCAAUCCAGGAUGAAUUACAGCCAGAAGUAGCUCCAGGAAUAAAGCCAGAUGAUGCAUCUCGGACCAUGAUGAAUGCAAGUGGAAGUAUUAAGUUUCAAGAACCUGAGCCAAUUGAUGCCGCUCAGAGUAUCGAAGAACAGAUAACAAGUAAAGACAAGGACGUUGAAGGGCUUCACCAUGUAUCAACUAUGGAUGAAAUAGUAAAUUAUCACCAUGCAGAUGAGGGAGAGGAAAAGAAUGUCAAGGAUAAAGCUAUCAUAGAUGAAUUAAAGCUGAAGGUAGAAUCAGGAGUCAAGGCAGAUGAAGUAUCUGAGACACAUUAUGCAAGCGAAAGCACAAAGUUCAAAGAAGCAGAGACUGUUGAUGCAACUAGCAGUUUCCAGGAACAGAUGCCAAAGGAAGACAAGGUUGUUGAAGCGCCUGCCAGAGUUUCAACUACAGAAGCAGUAGUUAGUUGCCGCCAACCAGAAGAAAAAAGGGAGGAAAGGAAUGUCAAAAAUACAACAAUCAGAGAUGAAUUAAAGGGCGAAGUAAAUUCACACUUAACAGUCAGUGAAGUACCUGAGACCAUACAAAAUGCAAGUGAAAACGCAAAGUUCAAAGGAUCUGAGCCAAUUAAUGUCACUCAGGAAGUGCCAAUUGAAGACAAGGUUGUUGAAGGUCCUCCCCAAGUUUCAAUUGCAGAGGAAACAGUAUAUUAUAGCCAUGCGGAAGAAGGAAACGCAGAAAGGAAUACCAAUGAAACAGCAACGAAAGAUGAGCAAAAGGCCAGAGUGAAUCCCGAAAUAGGGGUAGAAGAAAUAUCUCUGACCACAAAAAGUGAAAGUGAAAGUGAAAGUACACAGUUUGAGGUACCUGAGAGAACAGAAGCAGCUCCGGAUAUCAACAAAAAGAUGCCAAGUGAAGACAAGGUUGUCAAAGAGCUGUCUUUCCAAGUCUCGAUUGCAGAGCAUGUAGGAAACUAUGGCUGCACAGAGGAAAGAAAUGAGGACACGAAUGUUACAGAUACAACUGCAGACAAGUUAGCAACAGGAAUAAAGGUAGAUGAAAUAUCUAGUACCACAAAAGUUGCAAGUCAAAGUACAAAUGUCCAUGAAAAUCUUGACGAAACUGAAGAUUUCAAGAAACAGAUUCCAACUAAAGACCAAGUUGUUGAUGGAACUUGCCAAGUUUCAACUGCAGUGGAACUAGUCAAUUUUAGCUCCACAGAAGAAGGAAAAGAGGAAGGCAGAGUCAUGGAUGUGUCAAAGCAAGCUGAGUUAAAUCCAGAAGGAGCUCCAGAAAUAAAGUCAAAUGAAACAUCAGAGACCCCAAUGAAUGCAAGUGAAAGUACCAAGUUUCAAGAACCUGAGACGAUAGAUGCCACUAAGAGUUCCCACAAACAGAUGACGUAUGAAGACAGGGAUGUUGAAGGGUCUGACCAAAUUUCAACUGUAGAGGGAAUCGAUAAUUACAACCUUGCACAACAAGAGUGGAAUGUCCAGGAUACAAGAACUCUAGAUGAGUUAAAGCCAGAGGAAGAUCCAGGAGCACAGGCAGAGACUAUUUCUGAGACCACAUAUUGUGCAAGCAGGAGUAUCAAGUUUGAAGAACCUGAAGCAGUUCAUGCCAACCAUAGUUUCAAAAUAGGGAUGCCAGCAGGCAAGGUCGUUAAAGAGCCUCCUCAAGUUUCAACUGCAGAGGACAAGGUUAAUUACAGCCCUGAAGAAGAAAGAAAGGAGGAAACCAACGUCAAGUAUACAAAAUCUAGCGAUGAUCUACAGUCAGAAGUUGAGCCAGGAUUGAUUGUCAAUGUAUCUGAUGUCAUAAAUGAUGCAAGUCAAAAUACAAAGAAUUGCAACGACCAGAUGGCAAGUGAAGAUGAGGGUGUUGAAGGGCCUCCCCAAGUUUCAACUGCAGAGGAAAUACUAAGUUACAGUCCAACAGAAGAAGGAAAGGAGGAAAGUAGUGUCAAGGAUACAUCAGCCAUUGAUGAAUUAAAGACGAGAGUAUGUCCCAAAGAAAAGGUUGAUGAAAUAUCAGAACCCACAAACAGUGCAACGGAAACUACACAGUUUGAAGAACCUGAGAUAAUUGAUGCUGCUCAGAGUUCCAAGAAACAGAUCCUAAGUGAAGAAAAUGUUGUUGGUGGGUAUUGCGAGGUUUUAACAGCAAAGGAAAUAAAACAUUAUACCCUUGGAGAAAAUGUGGAAGAAACUAAUGUGAAUGAUACAAGUGCUGAUGAGCUAAAUACAGAAGAAGAUAUCAGAGGAACGGUAGAUGAAAUAUCUGUCAGCACAAAUAAUGCAAGGGAAACUACAAAGUUUGACAAAACUGCGACAUCUGACGCCACUCAGAGAUUCAAGAAGCAGAAGCCAAGUGCAGAUAAAGUCGUUGAAGAACCUCACCAAGAUCCAAUUAUGGUGGAAACAGUGCAAUAUUGCCCUGCAGAAGAAGAAAAGCAGCAAAGGUGUACAAUGGAUACGACAACCAAAUCAGAAUUGCAGGAAAAAGCAGACAAGUUGCCCAGAAGAAACACAGAAACUGAAGUGGCUACUUCAAAUGAAAAGGUUGAAAUUCCUGGAGUAUGGUCUCCAAAGUACGACGAGGGUGUAAAGGGUUCUAAUUACCAAGAAAAAAUAUUCAAAUAUGAUUCAGAAGUGACUGCAACAGCAUCAUCAAAGAAAUUAGGUGAAUACAUUGUGUCUGGAGCUGAGCCGCUAAAGCCAGUCCAUGAAAAGAUUGGGGAUUAUCCAAAGAGUGAAGAUGUUGCCAAAGAAGACAUAAAUACUUUGGAAAGCCACAAGGAUGAUACAGUGACUCACUAUUCACCAAGUGAAUCAUUGUAUGAAAUGACUAAUGCCACAGGAGGCUUGGUUCUGGAAAAGCAAGAGGGCAGAAUUGAUAAAGCUGUCAGUCUACUUCUCUCUGGAACUUCUAGAGAUGAAGAGAGCAAUAAAUUGGAUAAAGAAGAGCAGUAUUGUUCAAUUACACAAAAGGAAUCCAGAAAAGAGGUCAGCAGCAUACCAAAAGGGAGUGGUAUCAAAGAUAAGGAAAAGGAAGAAAAGGUUGAGGGACAGGAAAGUCUCCCAACAUGGAUAAGUGUGACGAAGCUAGACGGAGAUGAAAAUAUCACAAAAAGUGAAAAUGAAGAUAAAAAGUUUCACAAUCAGAGCAAAAACUCUGAUUUUCCAUUUACUGGGCAGGAGUCGGCAAGAGAAUUCCAAGGCAACAUAAAGGAGCUGCAACGUGCCAAUGAUUUCAAUCUUGUUGCAUCGAAGGUAGAAGCAGAAAGUGGAAGAGAAAGAAAGGCGAGUGAUGAAUGCGAAGAUAUGUCAAGCUAUAUAAAAUCAGAUCUAAUUCCAGAAGUGAAGGUCAUGGAGAGACCCAGAGAAGAAAUCUUAACAAAGGCUGAAUGUAAGGAAGACAAAGGUCAGGUUGAUAAAAUAGCACAAAAAGGUGGAUUGGCUGAUCUUACACAAGCCACAAAUAACUCUGAGGACAUCAACAUGCCAUAUAAAAGUUCCAUUAUAAUGUCAGAUUUGGUGAUUAUGGCAAAAGAAGAUCCUGAAACUGGCAUUGAAAGACAGCUUUUAACUGAAGACAAAGACAUCUCACUAAUGCAAAAAGGCCAGAGAGGUGAAACUUUACAGCCUGAAACAGAAGAACUCAAACCUGGAGAUGCUUCCCAGGCUGCAGCAGAGGCAGUCAAAGAAGAAUAUGGAGAAAAGGAACGACUUAAUAAUGACUGCAAUGACGAAACACAGAAAUUCAGAUCAGCCAUAUCAGAAGAGAACUCAGAGUCUGAGCUGGUGCCAGAACAAGAUGAUAGAGAAGCUCAAGGCCAACAAAAAACCAUCAACCAAUCAAGAUUGGAGGUAACUAGAAAGGAGGGGCCUUUUGAUCCUGUGACUGAGAUGGAUACCAGUCUCCUUCUGAACAUGCAAAAACAUGAGGGGGGCCCUUGUUGUGAUUCUGAUAAGCAAGAAGGAGGAGGAGAUCCAAAUGAUAGCUUAAUUGACAACAAGAAUCUCCCAGUCCAGGAAACAGAAAGCAUCUGUGCUGGAAAAGAAGACCAGGAACCAGUAACAUGCAACGAAGAUAAGGAAACUGAAAAAGCAACAGGGGGGCUCAUAUUAGAGGAAAAAACUACGACUUCACUUCCUAAUCUUCUCGAGGUAUCAAAGAAUGAGAACUCACAAGUGUCUGGAGACAUUAUUUCAGAAAGCAAGCAGACAAUUCGAAGAGAAGGGAUGAAGAAUGGAAUAACAGGAACUUCUGAACCUAAGGAACCGAACACUGAUGAAGCUAAAGAUGAAGAAGGGGAAGAAGAUAAACAGCAAAGAGAAGAGCUAGGCUAUGACCAUCCAGUCAUAGUAGAAGCCUCAAGAGAUAUCCAUGUCAAAGCUUCUCCAAAGAAAUCUCAUAGUAUCUUGUCAGGCGUUGGAUCAAAAGUCAAGCACUCAAUAGCUAAGGUCAAGAAAGCAAUCACAGGGAAGUCUUCUCAUCCAAAGCCAUCAUCACCAAAGUAAAGCAAGAAGAUCGCCAUUUGGCACCGCAUAGUUCAGUUUGGAAUCUUCUAUUGCAGAUAACUUGAAAUUCAUCAAACCAAGGACAUGCUAUCAGUUUAAAUCUAUCAUGAUAGGGAGCAUUUCAAAUCAGUACUUAAACAGCGCUAAGUGAUAGGGAUCAUAUAUUCAGGUGUAAAUGCCAAACAGAUGUAGUAAUACUCAGCUUUGUGUGUGUGUCAAGUUUCUGUUUUCACUGGCUUCAGAA